GUAAGAGAGUUUAGGCUUGUGGUGCGGCAGUGUUGUGGCUACCCUCGAGGAGGACAGAUGGCGUCGGAUAGCAGCGGUCCGCUCCUUUACAACGCCAAUGAUUCGGAGAAUGCCACACACGAUGAGAUAUGGGAUGAUACUUUAUUGAUCCAGCAGUACGAUCAGGCUAUGGCCCAGGUGCGACAAAAGCUACAUCGAAGGUUAUCGGGCACAAACACAACCGAAAGUGAACAGUCUACAGAAUUACUACAGAAAACUGUGGAACAUCUUUCUGAAAACAAGAGUCAGGGUGCCAAUGUUGCCAAGAAGAAGAAAAAGAAGAGGAACAAAAAAAAGACUGACUGGAAUGUAGGAGAUGCCUGUCGUUGCCAGUACAGUGGUGAUGGGAUCUGGUAUGAGGGAACAGUCAUUGCUGUGAACUCUGAGGGUGGUUCAUGCACUGUCCGGUAUGUAGGGUAUAACAAUGAAGAAGAGGUACCAUUGCAUACACUUGCAAAAUCUAAAGGAGAAGCAGCUCGUCAUAGACAGAGAGAUAUUGCUGAUGAUGGGCAGUCGGAGCAAAGUGACUUGGGUAGUUCUGUGAUCGAGAGCGACAUGCAAUCUGACACAGAUGUUGAGCGCACCCACAAAAGACACAGAGCACCCCAUACGCAUCGUUCUCAGUCAGGAUCGAUGCCACCACCAAAUUUUCCAACAGGUGGAAGUCAGUUUGCACCACCACCUCACCUGCCACACCUUCCGCCCCCACCAGCUCUUACGAUGGACCUGACGAGUGAUCCUCAGACUUCUGAAGCGCUCCACACCAUGUUGAUGAGCUGGUACAUGACAGGUUACCAUACUGGGUAUUAUCAGGGUCUUCGACAAGCACAAACUAGGAAGUUGCGCAAGUGAUGGUGUGUGUUCAUGUUUAGCUGAAAGUUCAUUUUCAGUGGUAUGUAUUCCUCCUCCUCCUCACCCUUUACAACAUGUAAAGAAUACAUGAACUAAAUAAUAAUGUCAUGGAGGCUUUAUUAGAAAUUAAUUUCAUUAUUAGGAACUCAUUAUUAAUCUCAAUUAGGAACUUAGGAGGAUCUUGUUUCUUAUUCUUAACAUUAUAUUGGUGGAUUUUUUUACUGUGGAAAUUUUCAAUUAAGUAAUUUUUCUUUUAACAAAGGAUUCCUAUUUAAAUGUGUGAUGUUCAAUUAUAGCUACAUUCAGCAACACGAGAAACUGUUAAAAAUAAAUAUUAAAAGUGUCAACAAAAAGUUUUUAAUUGAUAAAAACCGUGAUUCUACCGCUUCCCAUUCUCAGAAUGAGGCACACUAGCACUGUCCCGGGGCUGUGAUACCUAGUACUAGCUUUAACAAUAAUGUUUCGAGAAUAGAAAAUCUCUUAUAUUGUUUUCACAUAGCCAAAUACUGUGUUAUAUUUUUGAAAAGUUUAUGUUGUACAAGCAGUGUACUGGAAAGAUAGUUGAUUCAAAUUUCUGAAUUAGCUGUA
Molecule: messenger RNA, 1479 nt
Organism: Procambarus clarkii (red swamp crayfish)
Lineage: Eukaryota; Metazoa; Arthropoda; Malacostraca; Decapoda; Cambaridae
Gene: Smn
Product: survival motor neuron
Biological process (GO): mRNA processing
Cellular component (GO): nucleus; cytoplasm
Molecular function (GO): RNA binding
Source: RefSeq, a predicted model, not a curated record